AUGCGCGCAUUGCUAUGUAUAGGAGCCUUGGGAGUGCUCCCACCGCUAUGUACUGGCCGUCCACAUCAAAGGCCAGUCCGGAGCCUUGUGGAUCCCGACCACUUCCGCUUGACACCAAGAGCCACGUACGUGGACUCCUCCACUAUCUAUAACCUCGCGCUGCAGUAUCCCUCACUCGGGCAAGACGACUAUGUUGAAACAGGUACAAGGCUUGUUCGAAGCAUCUCGCCAGAAACAAGCUUUCGAAUCAUCAACAACCAUUAUAUCGGAGACAACGGAGUCGGGCAUGUGUACUUCCGUCAGACUCUGCAUGGAAUCGACAUUGAGGACGCUGAGUGCAACGUGAACAUUGGCAAAAACGGGGAGAUCUUUUCCUAUGGCAGCUCCUUCUUUGCGGGCAACCUCCCACCGGGCGGUUCGAUAACACAGUCAACUCUCUCAGACCCGGUUCUUGCUCUCGAACGAGUAGUGGACAUUUUGCAUCUUCCUAUUACACUCGACACGGUCAGAACAAAACCAGUCAUACAAAACAACACCUACAUUCUUCAGGGUACCGCAGGCGCAGUCUCAGAUCCAACCGCCAACCUCGUGUACCUAGUCACCCCAAACAACACGCUCACCUUGACCUGGCGAGUUGAGACAGACGUUCACGAUCACUGGUUCAUCACAUACAUCGACGCCGCAACCAGCACCACAAUCCACGGGGUAAUCGACUACGUCUCCGAGGCAUCCUACCAAGUCUACCCAUGGGGCACCAACGACCCCACGGACGGCACGCGCAUCAUCGUCACCGACCCAUGGGACCUCGCCUCCUCCCCGUACACCUGGCACAGCGACGGGCUCGCCAACUACACCAGCACGCGAGGCAACAACGCGAUCGCGCAGUGGAACCCCAGCGGCGGGCGGCCCUACCGCAACAACUACCGGCCGUCAUCCCCGACCCUGGAGUUCCAGUACCCCUACGCGCCGAACCAGACCUACCCGGCGGCCUACCUCAACGCCUCGAUCACGCAGCUCUUCUACACCGUCAACGCCUACCACGACCUGCUGUACCAGCUCGGCUUCACCGAAGCCGCGGGCAACUUCGAGUUCAACAACGGCGGCCGCGGCGGCCGGUCCCACGACUACGUGAUCCUCAACGCGCAGGACGGCUCCGGCACCGACAACGCCAACUUCGCCGCGCCGCCCGACGGCAUCCCCGGCCGCAUGAGCAUGUUCCUGUGGGUUGAGCCCGGGUCCGCGACGGAUGUCAUCCGCGACGGGAGCUUCGACUCCGGGAUCGUGAUCCACGAGUAUACCCAUGGCUUAUCAACCCGGUUGACUGGCGGGCCCCAAAACGCCGGCUGCCUCAGCACCCUCGAAUCCGCCGGCAUGGGCGAAGGUUGGGGCGACUUCAUGGCCACCGCCAUCCGCGUGAAGCCGGCGGACUCGCGGAACACCUCGUACGCCGUGGGCGCCUGGGCCCAGGCCACCAAGUCCGGGGUGCGCGUGUACCCGUAUUCGACCUCCUUGCGCGAGAACCCCCUGCUGUAUACGCAUGUCAAUGAGUUCGAGGGCGUGCAUGCCAUCGGGACGGUGUGGGCUACUAUGCUGUAUGAGGUGAUGUGGAAUCUGAUGGAUCGGUAUGGGGUGGGUAGCAGUGUGGGUGGGGGGUUGAGGAUCAGGGUGAGGGGGAUGGAUGGGAGGUAUUUGAGCUUGAAGUUGGUGGUGGAUGGGAUGGCUUUACAACCGUGUAAUCCGACCUUUGUGCAAGCGCGUGAUGCGAUCCUGGACGCAGAUGUGGCGCUUACUGGGGGCAAGAAUCGGUGUGAGAUUUGGAGGGGGUUUGCGAAGAGAGGGUUGGGGUUUGGGGCGAGGUAUCGUCGGUUCAGGAGGGUGGGGAGUACGACUAUUCCUCCGGGGGUGUGUCAGGAUUGA
Molecule: messenger RNA, 1917 nt
Organism: Aspergillus brunneoviolaceus CBS 621.78
Lineage: Eukaryota; Fungi; Ascomycota; Eurotiomycetes; Eurotiales; Aspergillaceae
Product: extracellular metalloproteinase
Exons: 6
Coding region: 1-1917 (638 amino acids)
Molecular function (GO): zinc ion binding; metalloendopeptidase activity
Source: RefSeq, a predicted model, not a curated record